CAUUAAAACACCAUUUGAUACCACAUUGAUUAUUUUUAAGAAGUGGUAGUGGUAUAUAAGACUAACUUAACCAUAUUAAUUAGGGCUAAUACCACUAGGAAACUCGAACUAUCAAGAAUGUGUCAUUUGUGUCUGAACUAUUCAAUAUGACAUUUGUGUCCUAACGUAUGAUAGGUGUGUGACAUUUACGUCAUGACAAUUUUGUUGACCGUUAUGGAUAAUGGUUGACAAAGCGGUCAACCAUAAAAUGUUCACUGUUGGUUACACAGCACAUAUGUGGCAGCCACGUAUGCGCCACAUCUGGCGCCACAUCAGCUUGUUAUUUUUUAAUUAAAAUUAAUAAUUAAAAUACAAAAUAAAAACGAAUCCCAUCUUGCUCAUCUCUUCGUACCCGAACACAGAUUCACCAUGGCCGCUCAAAUGGUGAAAGACGAUGGACAAGGGAAAGACGCGCUGACCCUGAUCUCGAAAUGAAUUCUGUUCAACCUCGCCCCUAUCCUCUCCGUCGGACUACUUCAAAAGAAGCCGAGGAAGCCACUUUCCACUCUGUUCGCCUACCCCUGACGCUCUUCCAGAACAAUUCCACUUCGUUUGCGAUCUGCUUCAACUCUUAGGGCGGGAGAGAUUGAGAAGUUGUGGCAACGAAGAAGGAAUUGGAGGUGGGAGAUUGAUGAAUCGGCGGCGGGUGGUUGCGAAGAAGAAGAACUAGGGGUGGGAGAUCGAUGCAUCGGUGACGGGUGAUUGUGAAGAAGAAGAAUUGGGGGUGGGAGAUCGAUGCAGCGGCGACGGGUGGUUGCGAAGAAGAAAAAGAAGAAGAACUGGGGGUUACCCCCCAAAGCCACAAGCCCAAUCUUCUCUUCCUGCAAUCUCUCGCCAUCAUCAUCGGCGCCUCUGUCCCUCACCCCUCUCUUUGAUGGCGGGCGGAAGUUGAAUAACCAAGUCGGGAGUUUUUUCAAUUUGGUGGUGGUGGUUGUUCAAUAGCCUGCAGAGAACAGCCUACCUUUCUCCUUUCUUUCAAUUGAAGCCGAGUGGAGGAGUUCUUUCGAUUCGGACUGGAUUUGUGCGGCGGCGGAAGUGAGGAGAGAAGAUGAAGAAGCGGCGGGAUGAUCUCCUCCAUCGUUGUAUUUUUUAUUUAACUUUUUAUUAGAUGGAAAAGUAACUAAAAAUUUGCACACCUAAUGGGAUCUUGUGUGCUUGAUUUGAUGGCUCCAAGACUAAGAGAACAAGAAUGUGAUCUUUCACCUAGUUUUUCAAAAGAGCUAGUUGCCAGGUAUGAUCUUGGCCAAUUAGCAAAAAGUGAUGCUAGAAAAAAUGGUGGGUCAAGAGGUCAGCCAUCAUAGGUGCCAUGUUUGGGUGUAACUACCACCAAUGUAGUCAAAAGCGAAUUUCUACGUCGAAACAUUUUGGUGAUUUAGAAGCGUAAAAUCGUAAGUUUUUAAGUUUUAAAACGGAGUUUUUAACUACAUAAGUUAUAAAAAAUGAGAUUUUGU
Messenger RNA from Linum trigynum, 1490 nucleotides. The record is from the annotation of a GenBank genome assembly. NCBI's taxonomy places the organism in Eukaryota, Viridiplantae, Streptophyta, Magnoliopsida, Malpighiales, Linaceae.